AUGGUAAAUAGCAAAGAUGAGUGGGGUAUACCAAUUCACAAUGCUGUAGAGGGUGCAUCACUGGAAAUUGUCAAGUAUUUAGUUGAACAUGGUGCUGAAGUAAAUGCCAAAAAUAUGUUGGGCCAAACAGCUCUCUACAAAGCUCUCAAAUGCAAAUCGCUAGAGAUUUUUAAGUAUUUAGUUGAUCAUGGUGCUGAAGUAAGUAAUCAGGAUAUGAAAGGGAAAACGGCUCUUCACAUUGCUGUCGAGUAUAGAUCACUACACAUUGACAAGUGUCUAGGUCAGUGUGGCGCUGAGGUCAAUGGCCAAGACAUUCGCCGAGAAACAAUUCUUCACAGUGCUAUAAAGCAUAGAUUGUUUGACAUUACGAAAUGUUUAGUUCAAAAUGGUGCGGAUAUUAAUGGUACAGAUCUUGCUCGCAGGACAGCUGUUGAACUCGCUGUGUGGUUAGACGAUAUAGAACUUGUACAAUAUUUAGUUGAACAUGGUGGCGAUGUGAAUUCUAAAAGUAUGCUCGGAAACGAAACGGUUCUACCCUGUCCUGUAGAGAUACAAUCAGGAGACAUGUUAAAAUAUGGCUUUCCAAGUACAUAUUUUGAGGAAUAUAAAGGGAAGUUUGAUCUUAGUAUUGACAUUCUAGACAUGGCUGUAGUCCACAAGUUGAUCGAUUUCGCACAGCUUCUUAUUGAGAAGUACAUUGAUGUGAGGCGAGUCGAAAAAUUCUGA
This is a messenger RNA of Paramuricea clavata, 726 nucleotides long. NCBI's taxonomy places the organism in Eukaryota, Metazoa, Cnidaria, Anthozoa, Malacalcyonacea, Plexauridae. The record is from the annotation of a GenBank genome assembly.